AUGGCCAUGCUCUCGUCAUCAUUGUCCCGGCCCAUCCUCCUGGGCAUCCGAACCAUGCAAUGGGCCAGCUCCGUCAUCGCCUUGGGUAUAUACGCCUACUUUGUGCAUCACCAGCGCAGUGGCACAAACCCCAUCUUCAAUCUAGUCAUUUCUGUCCUCAAGUGGGUUGCUUUGAUUGAUAUGGUGUUUUCGUACCUAUGGUUGACGGCAUUCGUCCUCGCCGCACAGAGCUACAACUACGGUGAUGUCUACUUGAAGGCCCCCUCCGGCGUCAGGGUAUCUAUUAAGCAUGCUGCUGAGUCUUUUACUUUCCUCGCUUUCAUUUUUACCUUCUUCGGCCUCCUCACCGAGGUCGCGACUCGCUGGACCGAUGCUGAUGAUACGCCUGUGACUCGCGAGAAGCAUAAUGGUGAUACUCGUGCUCCUCUCGAUGCCCCGGCCAAUCCUACUGGACCUGCUGCCGUGUAA
This is a messenger RNA of Talaromyces marneffei, 468 nucleotides long. RefSeq lists its product as uncharacterized. The transcript is spliced from 4 exons. Lineage: Eukaryota; Fungi; Ascomycota; Eurotiomycetes; Eurotiales; Trichocomaceae. The record is from RefSeq and is a predicted model, not a curated record. Bases 1 to 468 code for a protein of 155 amino acids.